Heterocephalus glaber (naked mole-rat) is the source of this 2642-nucleotide messenger RNA. RefSeq names its product cytochrome P450 2B4. Gene Ontology annotation, molecular function: heme binding; arachidonate epoxygenase activity; oxidoreductase activity, acting on paired donors, with incorporation or reduction of molecular oxygen, reduced flavin or flavoprotein as one donor, and incorporation of one atom of oxygen. Gene Ontology annotation, cellular component: cytoplasm; intracellular membrane-bounded organelle. Lineage: Eukaryota; Metazoa; Chordata; Mammalia; Rodentia; Bathyergidae. The record is from RefSeq and is a predicted model, not a curated record. Gene Ontology annotation, biological process: epoxygenase P450 pathway; xenobiotic metabolic process.
CAGGCUGCAGAGGCAUUAAUGGCAGUCAGACGAGGACCAUGGAGCUCAGCAUCCUCUUACUCCUCACCCUCCUCAUGGGCCUCUUGGUUCUCCUGUUCAGGGGCCACCCAAAGGCCCAUGGCCACCUCCCACCAGGCCCCCGUCCUCUCCCCUUCCUGGGGAACCUUCUACAAAUGAACAGAAAAGGCCUGCUCAAAUCCGUCCUGCAGGUCCGAAAAAAAUAUGGCGAUGUCUUCACUUUGUACCUGGGACCGAGGCCCGUGGUCAUGCUUUGUGGGACAGACACCAUACGGGAGGCCCUGGUGGACCAAGCUGAGGCUUUCUCUGGCCGGGGGAGAAUUGCUUCCAUAGAUGCUGUCUUCCAGGGACAAAGUUUUAACUCGGCCAGUGCAGAACACUGGAAGGUCCUUCGGAGAUUCACUUUGGCCACCAUGAGGGACUUUGGGAUGGGAAAGCGGAGCGUGGAGGAGCGGAUUCAGGAGGAGGCUCAGUGUUUGGUGGAGGAGCUACGGAAAUCCCAGGGAGGUCUUGUGGACCCCUUGUUCUUCUUCCGGCCUGCCACUGCCAAUAUCAUCUGCUCCAUUGUCUUUGGAAAACGCUUUGACUACAAAGACCAACAGUUCCUGAGGCUGAUGGACCUGAUCUAUCAGACCUUUGCACUCAUGAGCUCCUUUUCCAGCCUGGUGUUUGAGCUCUACUCCAGCAUCCUGAAACACUUUCCUGGCACACACAGAGAAAUCUACAAAAAUUUCCAGGAAAUCCUCACUUUCAUUGGCCACAGUGUGGAGAAACAUCAGGAAACCCUGGACCCCAGUGCACCCAGAGACUUCAUCGAUGCCUACCUGCUCCGCAUGGAGAAAGACAAGUCUGACCCCCACACUGAGUUCCACCACAGGAACCUCGUCCUGACCUCUCUUUCACUUUUCAUUGCUGGCACAGAGACCACCAGCACAACUCUCCACUAUGGCUUCCUGUUUCUGCUCAAAUAUCCCCAUGUCACUGAGAGGGUCCACAAGGAAAUUGAACAGGUGAUUGGCUCACACCGCCAGCCAUCCUUGGAUGACAGAAACAAAAUGCCAUACACCGAGGCAGUCAUCUAUGAGAUUCAGAGAUUUGCAGACCUCUCACCCAUGGGUGUGCCCCGCACAGUCACCAAAGACACUCACUUCCGAGGGUUCAUCAUCCCCAAGAACACUGACAUAUACGCAGUCCUGACCACUGCUCUCCAUGACCCAUGUCACUUUGAAAAACCAGACACCUUCAACCCUGAUCACUUUCUGGAUGCCAAGGGGGCACUGAAGAGGAGUGAAGCUUUUAUGCCCUUCUCCAUAGGGAAGCGUAUUUGCCUUGGAGAAGGAAUUGCCCGUGUUGAAUUGUUCCUCUUCUUCACCACCAUCCUUCAGAACUUCUCCAUUUCCGGCACAGUGGCUCCUCAGGGCAUUGACCUCACACCGCAGGAAGUUGGCUUGGGCAAAGUACCCCCAACAUAUGAGGUUCGGUUUCUCCCCCGUAAUGUGAAAUGAGGAAAGAGGAAUAAAGGAUUGCAGAGUCAUUAAGUGCCUUAACUCUGUAGGGAAUGGUCCCUCACUUCCUGAAUCUGAGCCACCUCUUGUGAUUCAGCAUCCUUAGCCAUACCUGGUUGCUACUCAAUGUAGAAGUUAUUUCUGUAGUCUUCCUGCCAUACUACUGCAGUUCUUUCAAAGUUCUAUGCUGUGUUCCUUUCCCAUGUGAGUAAAGUUGCAGAACUUAGAACAGGAUCAGUCAUAAUCAAGCCCCUUCUGUGGUCUAUAUUUAGAAGCUGGGGGAUUAAAAGGGAAAAUUGAUUCAAAGAUGUUCUGGCGUUCUGCCUCCCAGGAUACAGCUCAUGCUGAGUGACAUUUCCCUUGCCGAAAACAUGCACAGUCAGAAUUUGUCAACUCCUUGUGGUCCUUUGUUUUGGACUAAAGAUUUCUGUGUAGGAGUGCCCCUCUCCAUAGCCCCAGAUGAUGGGUGCAUGGGUCAUGCCCCUUUUACAGAUGAAUGACAGAGGCCAGGCAAUGGCAUUAGCUUCCUGAGGUCACAAUGCUAGUAAACUGAGGAGCAAAUUCAUAUUGUGGUCAUAAACCUUCAACUAUUCACUAUGGCAUCAUUGAAUGAAGAUCAGAUUCACAUAACAUGAAAAGGAACAUUCUAAAGUGCACAGUUCAGCGCUAUCUAGUACACGUAUGAGGUUGUACCCAUAUCACUAUCUAGGUUCAGUCAUAUUUCUUACUUUCCCAAAAAUUACAGUAGUUAUAAAACAGCUACUCCCUGUUCCACUUAACCCAGCCCCAGAAAACAGCAAUAUGAUUUCUGUCUCAAUAAACUUAAUUUUGGUCUUUUGGAUGUUUCAUAUAAAUGGAAUUAUAUUAAAUGUGAUCUUUGCUUAUUUUUUUAAAAAACUUUACAUCACAUUUUUGAAGUUGUAUGAUGUUGAAGACAGCAGUCAUGUGCUGCAUUUGACCUCCCUCAUUCUCCUCCUUAGCUGCUUCUCACUGCUUUUGUUCUUUGUGAAAGGGCAUUGUCAGUGCCAAUCCCUUGAGCUGUGUGAUUGUAUACAGACACCAUGGAUUCCCUCAUAUUUUGCUUUCAAUCUGAGAAUCAAAUAAACCAUCAAACCCUGA